Molecule: messenger RNA, 1567 nt
Organism: Aspergillus homomorphus CBS 101889
Lineage: Eukaryota; Fungi; Ascomycota; Eurotiomycetes; Eurotiales; Aspergillaceae
Exons: 2
Coding region: 1-1389 (462 amino acids)
Source: RefSeq, a predicted model, not a curated record
AUGUAUUGUCAACAGCGAAUCUUUGCAUUUCUCCAUGCACUUCUCGGCGUGAUAUCCAAUGCCACCCAAGAGAAUCUCCCUCUAACCCCGCCUCAGAAGACAGAAGCCGACAAGCCUUUGGCUGGGUGCAGUAACAGCCUGGCAAGCAGCUCGAACUACGUUGUAGUCUCCGAAGCGCAUCAACCGGAGGGACCAGGGUGCACAAUCACCUUGGGCCACCCCUUGCAGUGGAGACCGGCUGCUUCGGUCGAGAAGGAUGUAGAGAACAUAUCACCGGUCGAGAAUGGGGCUGACCCGGUUGUGAAGCUCACUCUGACAAUAGCGAACAUAGAGGGAGAAUCAGUGAACUUGGAGAAAUGCCACAGCCUUCUUGAAGAACUGAUUCUCGAGGGACCACGCAAUCUAUUGCAGCAGCAGCCGCAAGCGCAGAACCGUCCACUGUCUGCUUCGCAAAGAGGAGACCAUUUAACACAAAUCAACUCCACGGCUGCGGGCCUCAGACCAAGACAUUCGCAUGAAGAAUCUCCAAAGGAAAUACCUAAGAAAAAGCCCUCUAACGAUCCACACUCCCUGGGAUACCAUGGGAUUCUGGAAUACCUGCUUGAGAAGGAGAAAGGGAAGAGGACCUGCAAAAGGACGAUUGAGUAUCUGAAUGUCGUCGCGAUGGCUCGCAUCAAUCACAGAGAGUCAUCUGUCCGUCGGAACCCUCACGGCCUUGACCCAAACUGUGAAGACAUAUACAAAUUACUGAGUCCCGAGAAAGAGCAAUGCAUGACGUGCCAUCCCGAGACAAAUGUCGUCUAUGUUAAUGAAAGCCGUCGACUGCAGAAGGCCAAGGAGCUCGACGUCUUCUACAAGAUAUGCGCAGUUCUAGGGGUGGCGGUCAUGGUCGCAACACUCCUCUACAUCUCACGCGAGAUUUAUAGACGGCUUCGGCUGCGAUACUCGCUGCUCCAAGGCUUGAGCGAUCGCAAUCAGCCUGCACGAGGCAUGGCCAUGAAGAAAUGUUGUUCCAUUCCAGCUGAUGGGAUGACAACCUUGAUGCCCGAGGCUUCGCGAGUUUGGGGAAAGCCGAGUCAAGCAUGCGAUGUGGUGGCUGAGGAUAUCAAUGUGCCCUCCAUUGCCGGUUCGGCCACCCAGCAGCGAUAUAGGCGGCUGCCGCCCUUUCAACGAAACACUCGCAGAAAGGCUCAGGACAUAUUCGAUCUUGGACCGUCUCAAGCGUGCACGUGUGGCCCCAGGUCAGAGGAGAGGAUCCCUGUACUUCCGCCGGCCCCUAACGCGAGUGUACGAAGCCAGACUGGCAUUUGGCAGGCUCAGAAAGGGCGUCGGAGUAUCGGAAACGUGGAGGCAGAGGGCAAUCCGCAUAGUAAAGCUGUUCUCUUUUAGAAUCAACGCUCUCAAGGACCAGAGAGUUCAAUACGAUGUCUCAUGUUCAGAGGUGUCCGAGCCGUUGGAGUCAUGGUAGUCUCAAGCUUUGGGGAUUUCCGACUGCAAUGUGACUAGCCAGACCGGCAAAAGGCAAGGCCUCGGUUAAUAUACGGAUAUUUGGACAGACCGGCCUCGA